Molecule: messenger RNA, 2209 nt
Organism: Salvia miltiorrhiza (redroot sage)
Lineage: Eukaryota; Viridiplantae; Streptophyta; Magnoliopsida; Lamiales; Lamiaceae
Product: omega-3 fatty acid desaturase, chloroplastic-like
Exons: 8
Coding region: 502-1821 (439 amino acids)
Biological process (GO): lipid metabolic process
Molecular function (GO): oxidoreductase activity, acting on paired donors, with oxidation of a pair of donors resulting in the reduction of molecular oxygen to two molecules of water
Source: RefSeq, a predicted model, not a curated record
AGUUGAAUGUUGUUACACGCACCUCGCUAUGAGAACAGAUCGGCCCAUAUUCAUUCACACCCACACUCACGAGAGAGAGAGAGAGAGAGAGAGAGAGGAAAGUUACGGUGGCGUCAACAGUAAGAGGGAGUAGUAGACCAUGUAUGCAAUUGCAAGGACGAAAGCGACGUUGUAGUUUUGGUUGCUAACUCAGUGGAGGCAUAGAUGGUGGAGUUGGAAAGAGAAGAGAAAUAGAGCCUCAAAUUUGCGUAUAUAAAUGAACCACAUUCACCUCAGAUUCUAAGCCUCACGAAAAUCCAACACAACCAGUUGGGAUUCUUGAAUUUGAGGUGAGUAUCUCCUGCAUUAUCUACUUACCCACAUCCAUUUUCUGCUAAUACAUACGCAUAUACAUACAUAUUCUGCAAAGCCCUCAACUCCACACACUUCUCCCUCUCACCUUAGUGAGAGAAACUCCAUAAAGGUGAAAUCUUGGUUACAUUCAGAUUUGGGGCUGUCGAGAUGACCAGUUGGGUUCUAUCAGAAUGUGGCUUAAGGCCACUUCCAAGAAUCUACCUCAGGCCAAGAACUGGUCAAUCUCUCUCCAAAUCCAACCCCUCAAAGCUGAGAAUCUCAAGAACAGAUUUUUCCAAUGAUUCCUCAUUCUGCUGUGUUGGUAGAGGGAGGAACUGGGGUUUGAAGGUGAGUGCCCCACUGAGAUUUCAGGAGGUGGAGAAGGAGGAGAAUGAGGAGAGAGAGAGUGUGGUAGUAAAUGGUGCUGAUGAAUUUGACCCUGGUGCACCACCCCCAUUCAAGCUGUCUGAUAUUAGGGCAGCCAUUCCUAAACAUUGUUGGGUUAAGAAUCCAUGGAGGUCUAUGAGCUAUGUUGUGAGAGAUGUUGCUGUGGUUUUUGGAUUGGCUGCAGUUGCAGCCUAUUUCAACAACUGGGCUGUCUGGCCUCUCUACUGGUUUGCUCAGGGAACUAUGUUUUGGGCUUUGUUUGUUCUUGGCCAUGAUUGUGGACAUGGGAGCUUUUCUAGUGAUCCAAAGUUGAAUAGUGUUGUUGGUCACCUGCUUCACUCUUCCAUCCUUGUUCCUUAUCAUGGAUGGAGAAUUAGUCACAGGACACACCAUCAGAACCAUGGACAUGUUGAGAAUGAUGAAUCCUGGCAUCCAUUAUCUGAGAAGAUAUACAAGCAAUUGGAUUUUGUGACCAAGAAGUUGAGGUUCACAUUGCCUUUCCCUAUGCUGGCUUAUCCCAUCUAUCUGUGGGGCAGAAGUCCUGGGAAGAAAGGCUCUCAUUUCCAUCCAGACAGCGAUUUGUUCGUCCCAAACGAGAGGAAGGAUGUUAUUACCUCGACAGUUUGUUGGACAGCAAUGGUUGCAAUUCUUGCAGGGCUAUCUUUCCUUAUGGGUCCUCUUCAAGUGCUCAAACUCUAUGGCGUACCUUACUUCGGAUUUGUGGCGUGGCUCGAUCUAGUUACCUACCUCCAUCACCACGGCCAUGAGGAGAAGCUUCCUUGGUACCGAGGAAAGGAAUGGAGUUACCUGAGAGGGGGGCUCACGACACUUGAUCGUGAUUAUGGAUGGAUAAACAACAUCCACCACGACAUAGGGACACACGUUAUACAUCACCUCUUCCCCCAAAUCCCACACUACCAUUUGAUAGAAGCAACUGCAGCAGUUAAGCCAGUGCUAGGUAAAUAUUACAAGGAGCCUCAGAAAUCAGGCCCUCUCCCAUUAUACUUGCUGGGAGUCCUCCUAAAGAGCAUGAAAAAGGAUCAUUAUGUGAGUGACACGGGCGAUAUAGUGUACUACCAGACCGAUCCUGAACUGAACUGAACCGCAAGAAUCAUAAGUGUCUGAACGUGUCUAUCAAUAUAUCUCUAACAAAUCGAUAUAUUUGAGGCGUGGAGGCUGCUGAGCUCGGAUUUAGCUCUUGAAGCCACUAAGAGUCGUCUUCUAGCUGCAGAAUCGAUUUUUUCCCCUCCGGUGAUGGAGAGGCAUAUAAUUAUUACAGAUUAUAGGAGAUUGAUGUGUAUUUCUACAAGGAUGUAAUGAGGGAAAGUCUCAAUAAGUUGGGUGGUUUUACUUAUUUGUUGAUGCAUUGUUAUUGUAGUAGUGCUCUGUUUCCGUGUAAGCUAGUGUAUGCCAUAUGAAUACAAUGAAAUACUUGUACAAGUAAUGGGAUUCAUAUGGAAUAAAAUUGAAUGUGACAUGUAACUGAGAA